GUCUCAUUUCGUUUCGUUCAGAGGCUUCCUCCUGCACCGCGGCACACGGGCAUCGUCGGGAUGGAGUUAACGGAAGCUUUCGUAAUAUUUCAGUUGGGCUGGCCUCGCAUGCAUCACUUGUUCGCUCUCCUUUGUGUUUUCGCCGUCGUGUAUAAAUUAACUAUCUUGAUCGUCAAAAGAAAGGCUACGUUUCGAAGCAUUGAAGCUUUUCCAGGACCGCCGGGACACUGGCUCUUUGGACAUGUUUUGCAGUUUAAACAAGAUGGGAAAGACUUUGAGAAGAUAGUGAAAUGGGGUCAAGAGUACCCAUAUGCUUUCCCGCUGUGGUUUGGUCCCUUUGUUUGUUUCCUCAACAUUCACCAUCCAGAUUAUGUAAAAACCAUACUGACAUCAACAGAACCAAAAGAUGAUUUGGCAUAUAGGUUUAUUGAGUCUUGGAUUGGGGAUGGUUUAUUGGUAUCUAAAGGUCAGAAGUGGUUUCGCCACAGACGGCUCCUGACACCAGGUUUCCACUAUGAUGUUUUGAAAGCAUAUGUAAAAUUGAUGUCAGAUUCCGCUAAAACUAUGUUGCACAAAUGGGAAAGUUAUGCAACCACCAAUGAGUCCUUUGAAUUGUUUGAACACGUGAGUCUCAUGACACUGGACAGCAUCUUGAAGUGUGCAUUCAGCUACAGCAGCAACUGUCAGACCGAGAGUGGAACAAAUACAUACAUCAAAGCAGUGUAUGAACUCAGUGAUCUGAUUAACCUGCGGUUCAGGACAUUUCCAUACCACAACGACCUCAUUUUCUACCUCAGCCCACAUGGCUUUAGAUACAGGAAAGUGUGCAGGGUGGCUCACAGUCAUACAGAGGAGGUUAUAAGAAAGAGGAAAGAAGCACUAAAGCAAGAGAAGGAGCUGGACAACAUACCGGCCAAGAGAAACUUGGACUUUCUGGACAUUCUUCUUUUUGCAAGAGAUGAGAAACAGCAGGGUUUGUCAGAUGAAGAUCUACGAGCAGAAGUGGACACCUUCAUGUUCGAGGGCCAUGACACCACAGCCAGCGGCAUCUCUUUCAUCCUCUACUGUCUUGCCUGCCACCCAGAACACCAGAAGAUUUGCAGGGAUGAGAUCAUUGAGGCCCUACAUGGCAAGGACACCAUGGAGUGGGAGGCUCUUAAUAAAAUUCCAUACACUACAAUGUGCAUAAAAGAAUCCCUCCGUCUUUACCCUCCCGUACCAGGAAUGUCCAGAAAACUCACCAAACCCAUGACCUUUUUUGAUGGAAGGACUGUGCCUGAAGGUUGUCAUGUUGGAACAACUGUGUUUGGGAUUCACAGGAAUGCAGCCGUUUGGGAAAACCCUGAUGUCUUUGACCCACUGCGCUUCCUGCCAGAGAAUGUCUCCAAAAGGUCACCUCAUGCAUUUGUGCCAUUCUCAGCUGGGCCAAGAAACUGCAUUGGUCAGAACUUUGCCAUGAAUGAGAUGAAAGUGGUGAUAGCCCUGACACUUAAGAGAUAUCAUCUGAUUGAGGACCCCAGUUGGAAACCCAAGAUAAUUCCUAGACUGGUGCUCCGCUCACUCAAUGGCAUCCACAUUAAAAUCAAGCCCGUAGAGCCACAAAUGUAAAGGGAAAUAACUGUGUUGAAUACUGUGAAACUGGAAAUUCCACUUCAAUGAGGGAAUCAUUAAAUUAUCUUUAAUUUCUAAUAUUUUAACUAAGCUUUUACACUAAUAUAUAACUUAACAGAUAAUGAUGAACUGUGGAAUAUUUUAUGUAUUGACUAAAUAUGCCUUUGGGGAAUUAACUUGCUGAAUAAUAAGUUGAUAUUCUUUUUUUCUCUUUCUGUAACACUUUGUAGUGAGACAUUUUUGAAUAUAGCGAAAAAGUACCUUCAUUUUGGUUUGACAUUUGCACUUACUGUAAUCCAUUUGUAACAAAUAUCAAAUGUUGAAGUAAUAUUUUCCUUUCAUUUGUAAAUACAUUAUCAAUUUACUUUUUAACUGCCCUUUUUCAAAGUUCAUGAUGAGUAGUGUGAAAGUUCAAUUUUUGUUUCUAUAAGCAGUACCUAAACAUUAACAGGAUUUACUGUCAUUGUGUGAAGGUUCCUGCUUGACCUGCAACUGAUUUGUUAAGUGUCCCAUGAACUCAUUUAAAUCAGGUCCAAUGUACUCCUGAGACAUCUGUUAACCUGCAUGAUAAAGUCUUGGGAAGGUGUAGUAUGCAACACAAUAGGCUCUAAAUACACGGGAUCACCAUUGUUCUCAGUCUAUGCUGUUUGCUCAUGAGCCAUCAAAGCACUUGCUCUAAGAGGACAUUUCAUCAAGUAUAAAUUUGGAAUACAGACAGUUAAUUUUAGUCAAAGUUCAAUGCAACAUUAAUUACUUACAGCUGAAAACACUGUUGAGUUUUGAGUCAAAAGUAAUUCAUUUUUUAUUUACAGUCAUAUGAUUACAAAAUCCACAGGCCCACAAGGACAAAAAGUCACCAGCACAGUUUGUAAAAAUGAAACACCUCGUCUUUCCUUGAUCUCUGAUCUUCAACCUUUUACUGAUUUAAAGAUCCCAUGAAAUGGCCACUUGAUCAUGGAAAACUGCUCUUUCUGGAACAGUGCAUCUUUAUGUAUGACCACAUGCCUGUUCUUUAAACUCAACCCACCUUUCAUACAUAACUACAAGCCCAGUUACACCACGGCUCAAGGUCCAAUAUCCCACCUUACACCCUCUUUCAAAAGGAAACAGAAAUGUGUAUCGUGGUGGCCUUGUGGUUAAAAUGCAUUUUGUACAUUGUAACCACAGUGCCUUGUGUGAUUACAGCUAGGUACCUUUGUUGCAGGUCACUGCCUCUCUUGUCUACCGUCUACCUUUGAAUAAAAGCAAAAAAGUAAAUGUACCAUUUCAUGGGACCUUUACUUGACUUCGAGUACAUGGUUAACCUCA
Messenger RNA from Seriola aureovittata, 2919 nucleotides. RefSeq names its product cytochrome P450 4B1. NCBI's taxonomy places the organism in Eukaryota, Metazoa, Chordata, Actinopteri, Carangiformes, Carangidae. The coding region runs from base 61 to 1608 and encodes 515 amino acids. The record is from RefSeq and is a predicted model, not a curated record. Gene Ontology annotation, molecular function: monooxygenase activity; iron ion binding; oxidoreductase activity, acting on paired donors, with incorporation or reduction of molecular oxygen. The transcript has 12 exons.